AUGACAGAGAACGACGGAAUCAAUUACCAAAGGCAAAUAGCAAAGGUAAGAGUGCAGAAUGGAAUUGUAGAGAAGCCCGAGCGAUGCAUUAGGAGCAUGAGGCGGCAGCAGGGCAUGCGUCUUGAUGACAGAUACGUUCCAUACUUGCAGAUGGCAGGGCUAUACCAUCUUGCAAGGCUGAACGACCGGUGGUUCCGGCUAGACGAGGCGCUCGACGUGGCAUACCAGCUGGGUUUGCCAGUCGAUGGCCGUUACGUGAGCGGGUGCCUGUCAGAGUUUCAUAUAUACAUCGAUGGCGGCCGUCCACCCUGGGUCUGGUUCCAGGAGUUGCUAGGAGUUAUACCUCCUCCCAGUCAGGUUCAGAAGUAUGCAGUGAACUGCACCUGGUUUCAGGAGACCUUUGGUGAGUGCCCUGAGGAUGCAGAUGAUGACACUGUUCGCCGAUAUGUCCGGGCGUACAUCAUGAUGUUGCUGGGCACGCAGCUGUUUGCGGACAAGUCUGGCAACCGGAUUCACAUUAGAUGGCUUCCAUAUGUAGCGAGGCUGGAGGAGCUGGGUACGUAUAGCUGGGGUUCGGCAGCACUGGCCUGGUUGUACCGGUGCAUGUGCAGGGUGGCAAACAGACAUGUUGUGAAGUUAGCGGGCCCGCUCCAGCUACUGCAGUCUUGGAUCUUUUGGCGGUUUCCUCAGUUUAGGCCUACAGGAUAUGAGGCCUUCAGCUGGCCUUUGGCGUCGAGGUACUAUGCUGGGCCUAUUCUUUUUCAAUAUGACUUACAGCUGUCGUGGCGUUCAGGAGCACCUUGA
Molecule: messenger RNA, 804 nt
Organism: Arachis ipaensis
Lineage: Eukaryota; Viridiplantae; Streptophyta; Magnoliopsida; Fabales; Fabaceae
Source: RefSeq, a predicted model, not a curated record